Messenger RNA from Arabidopsis arenosa, 1068 nucleotides. The record is from the annotation of a GenBank genome assembly. NCBI's taxonomy places the organism in Eukaryota, Viridiplantae, Streptophyta, Magnoliopsida, Brassicales, Brassicaceae.
GAGCGACGAAUUCGAUUUUUCCGAUCGAUCAUGCCGUCCGGUGCGAAGAAGAGAAAGGCGUUGAAGAAGAAGAAGCAACAAGAAGCGAUUGGAACAAGUACCAACAACAACAAGGGUUUCAAUGGAAAUGAUGAACAUGGAAGCCAAGAUGGGAGGGGAAGCGAUAGCAGUUUGAGUUCCCCUGGUUCUCAAGGAAAUCAAGAAUUUGGGACUAAAGAUUCAUCUGCUGCUCUUUCGUCUGGUGUGGUGAAGGGUGCUGCUAAAGAGAUAUCUGGAGAAGCAGAUGCUACUCAGGGACUAGGAACGAAAAGUGGCAAUGGUAUUGCGGUUGAAAGAGUAACGGUUGACAGCAAAAAUAUUCUGGGAAAAUCAACCAAUUCCUCUUCUGAAAACCGUACUCACCCUGCCAAAACUGUAGCUUGUGGUAAUUCAGUUACGGAAAUCACUCCCGUUGUUGAUUCUGUCAAACCUGUGGUUUCUCUCUCCAAAGCAGUGAUUUCUGAAAAGAGUAAGCAUGUUGAGACCUCAACACACUCAAAUUUGGUGAAAAAGAAGUCUGAGAAAAAUGAAGAGUAUCAUCCAUCUCCAGGACUGGAAAGCAAUAAUAGUAAGGUGGUUACUCUUCCGAGAUCUGCGACUGAAACAAGCAAAAAAGUAGAGAGUGUAAGAAAAUCUGAAGUUCCAGUAUCCCCUGAGGAAAAGCGUCUUUUGCUGCCUGGUCCACCAGUUGUCCGAAGGACUUCAUUUCUAAGCUGCUGCGGUUUGUUUGAUGCUAUGACCGGAUCUGAUAGAUAAACACAGAAGAGCAGGAGCUAGGUGGAUGCGCUUGACAGCCAAAGCUUAAAGACAACCGAAAUAUAGGAUUCAUGGUCCGUACACUCUUCCCUGUACAUUAUGUCUUUGAUAUAUAAUAAUGUGGGCGGCUUUUAGCAACAUACGAGCAAGACCAAAUAUCCUAAACAGGGUAAACUAGAAAACUUUCUUUUUAUUUUUUGAAAUACAAUCUUCUUUUGUUCAUUAAAUGGAUGGAUUUUAGAACAUGAGACUUAAUAUAGUUCCAUUUUUUUC